UUGGUUCAUCCGAUCAGAUAACUAAGAUAAUGUACGUAUGCAUGUAAUGCCCUCCCCAUGCUAUAGGAGCUGACAGACAAGAGGCACUCUGAGACAUGCAUAUGCAUCACUGCUACUCUCCCAUGCAGCUUGUUAUAGAAGGCCACGUCAUGCUCUCUUCCUACUACUGAUAUUAUAUACUUGUUGUUGUGCUGCUGGUCAUGUGCCGAGUCAUGCUCUUACUGUAUAUCAUCUUCAAUCCUCACCCCAUCUUAUUCCUCCAACUUUUGCCUUGGCUUUACUCUUGUUGUCAGUCUAUCUUUCAUUUCUUUCUCCAAUCCUAUCAUGGAUACUACGGAUUCCACCGAUGCUGCGGCUGGUCCAAGCAAAAGGAGAAGGGCCAAUGUAGGAAAGGCUUGUCUCAAUUGCCGGAAACGAAAAGCAAAAUGCACUGGUCAGCCGCCGAGCUGCCAGACAUGCCAGCUGUACAAUGACGAGUGCAAGUGGGGUGAAGACGACGACGGACGGAAACCCGCUUCAAGACAGUUCGUCCAAUCUUUGAAAAACCGUAUCAAGAGCCUGGAAGCUGCAUUGGAAGCGCGAGGGCAGCUUGUCCCAUCUCCUGGGGACGAAGGACAUGACGAAAGCGAUAACGAAGAGGAGAUGGUGGAUAGGGUGUCACAGGCCAUGUUGCAUCUUCAGAUUGGAAUGGAUGGGGAGCAAGUGCAUUACCACGGACCAACUUCUGCUUAUGCGCAUCUCUCGGUUGCCCCCAUUCUUCGUGACGUACCAUCGGGAUUGAUGGGAGGUCUAUCCGAUUUCCGACGCUUCCUCCCACCAAUUAACAUCUCUGCUCCCCAGCACGCCCUCGCCCUUGAUCGAUUCUUCCGCUUUUUUGCUUCUUGGGGCAUGCGCACCGUCCCGAAUCUAUUCCAUCGCGAUCUCGCACUUGCCAUUAACGCUCCUUCUAGCGCCCCUCCACCGCGUACUACCUACUACUCACCAAUGCUGCACAACUGUAUCCUCGCCAUAGCCCUCAUGUUCAUGGAUGACCAAUACCUCCGCGAUCCAGCGACAAGGAAAUUAUUGGCAGAUGAGGCAGUCAAGUAUAUGGAGAUUGAGUUACCCCGACCGACGCUCGCCACUGUGCAAGCUCUCGCACUCAGAUCCAGCUACCACUCGACGUUGGGCGAUCACACAGUUGGCUGGACCUAUUUCGGUCUGGCAGAGAGAGCAGCGCAAUCACUGGGACUCAAUGUGGACAGCUCGCCUCUCGUGAAGAACGGGCGGAUGUCGGAGGCGGAGAUGCUGCUGCGUAACAAUACCUGGUGGACGAUAUUUAUACAAGAUCAAUGCUGGUCGGUAUAUAUUGGACGCCCCCACUCUAUGCAAGAUCACAACACUCCACUACCUCUCGUUGAUCCCUCACUCGACGCUGUGCCUUGGACGUGGACCGAGUUGUCGUCCGGCGAAACAACAACGCCUCCGCAGGAUUGCAUGCUCAGUUCGGCGUUUGUGGAAACGGCCAAGUUGUCACUCAUCAUGCAAAAGGUUAUGACGACUCUGUACUCUCUCAGGUCGGAUGCUUCCAGGCUACAAAGAGAUGGCGCGAUCUCCGAGUUAAGUCUCGCCCUCGAUACAUGGCGCGAGCAACUCCCUCCUAACCUGGUCCUCACAGGCCAUUCGAACAGAAACGCCCUGCCCCAUGUCAUCAUGCUCCAGCUCGCUUGGGAAUGGCUCGUCAUUCUUUGUUAUCGCUCUUAUUACCGCUUCAGUGUUCGCUCAGGCAGUCGUGCAGAGCCCGAGGGUAUCUCAGCCGUGGCUGUCAAGCGAUGUGAUCGGUCUGCGGCACGGAUCAAUUCUCUCUUACGAGCCUACCACAACCGUUUUAACCUCCGGUUCUCCCCGCCCACUCUGCUCAACGUUGCUUUUACAGCAGGCACCACUCACCUCCUCGCAGCAGUGCAUCAUCGGUCUAUCAGGAUCAGGGCGGAAGCGCUAGCAAGUGCGAACGAAUGCGUGGAGCUAUUGCGACUAGUGGCUGUCUCUUGGCCGGCAGCGAGGGAUAAGGCGGAUAUCUUGGGAGGUUUGGUCACAGAAUAUCUACCUACGGAGACGAUGUUGUCGCGACUCGACUUGUUAUCCAGGUUGAAUGGGACGACUGCGGGGACGACUGCGGCUCCAGCAGCUUCGACUCCAACAUCUGACCCACUUUUCGACUUUUUCCAGCAACCGGCCACAGACAUAGCACCACCCUCGCCGUCCCCUCUACAGCAGGUGCUGCCGUCCUCGAGCCCCGUUCAGUCGCCACAAUUCCAAUCAAUCCCGUUCCUUCCGCCACUGACGCAGGCUGACUACCAAGUUCAACCCGUCCCCACCCUCUCGUCAUCACUGUCCAUGUCUGGCAUGUCUCAGCAGCCUGCCCCCGCCUGGAUGUCACAAUCACCGACUGUGGAUAACCCCCUCAUCCCUACUGAAAUACCGAUGUUCGACCAGAAUUUAUUUUCGGGUAUUCCGCGGGAAGACGCCGAGUCUUUCCUCCGAGCCCUCCUUGCGCACAUCACCCUUCCACCAGCACAAGCGGGCUCGCUUCCUACUGCUCCUCAUCAGGCUACAGCUCCAGGCUCGUUCUUCUCCCAGAUAUACCCCAACAACGCAGCGUACGGCCAGUCGCCACCGAAUGCGUGGCCCAUACCGUGCGACACCUCGGGGUCUGCAGUUGCUGAUACAACCAUAGGUCACAUGCAGACGCCAGCUGCGCCAGACUUAGCUGAUGAUCAGGAGUGGGCGAAUUUUUUUGGGGCUGGGUAGGUCGAUGUGCAGGACAUGGCGGAAGUCGACAGACUCGAUCAUGUUGUUUGUAUAUUGACUAGCUGUAAGAGAAGGAGAUACAAGGAUGAGAGGAGGAUAAGGGAGAAGAAGAGAGGAAGACAGGAAAGUAGUUUUGAGGUAUCGAUGAAGAGAGAGCGGGGGCAGAAGAAGAGAGGCGGGCGGGGAGGGUCGCAGGGAAGCGUCAGGGAAGAGGGAAGACAAAGAGGAGGUUGGAGGGAAAUUGUUGGAAAGAUGAGUCAGCUCGUAGAACUUGGAAGAUAUAAAAGGCGUAUCCCUUUGGUAGAUAGAAUGUAUUCCGCAACCGCGUAAGACUUCU
Cryptococcus deneoformans JEC21 is the source of this 3127-nucleotide messenger RNA. RefSeq names its product expressed protein. Gene Ontology annotation, biological process: DNA-templated transcription; regulation of DNA-templated transcription. Gene Ontology annotation, molecular function: DNA binding; zinc ion binding; DNA-binding transcription factor activity, RNA polymerase II-specific. The record is from RefSeq and is a predicted model, not a curated record. NCBI's taxonomy places the organism in Eukaryota, Fungi, Basidiomycota, Tremellomycetes, Tremellales, Cryptococcaceae. Bases 325 to 2790 code for a protein of 821 amino acids. The transcript has 9 exons.